Molecule: messenger RNA, 978 nt
Organism: Castor canadensis (American beaver)
Lineage: Eukaryota; Metazoa; Chordata; Mammalia; Rodentia; Castoridae
Product: olfactory receptor 2B6-like
Biological process (GO): G protein-coupled receptor signaling pathway
Cellular component (GO): membrane
Molecular function (GO): olfactory receptor activity; G protein-coupled receptor activity
Source: RefSeq, a predicted model, not a curated record
AUGGCAGUAACUAAUGAAAGUCACCCAGAAGAGUUCAUUCUACUAGGCUUUGCUGACCAUCCUUGGCUAGAGCCCCCUCUAUUCAUUAUUCUUCUGAUCACAUACCCCAUGGCCAUGAUGGGAAACAUCGCCAUCAUCCUGGUAUCCAAGUUAGACCCCCAUCUCCACAGCCCCAUGUAUUUCUUCCUCACCAACCUCUCCUUUUUGGACAUGUGUUAUACCACAAGCAUCGUCCCUCAGAUGCUGUGUAACCUGGGAAGCUCUAAGAAGACCAUCAGCUAUCUGGGAUGUGCAGUACAGCUUUAUAUCUUCCACUUAAUGGGGGGCACAGAUUGCCUUCUUUUGGCCAUUAUGUCCAUUGACCGCUAUGUGGCCAUCUGCAGACCUCUGCACUACACCCUCAUCAUGAACCAGCACAUCUACAUCCUAUUAGCAUUCACUGUGUGGCUGAGUGGAAUUACCUAUGCUGUUUCAGAAGCCACUGUCACAUUACAGUUGCCAAUGUGUGGCAUCAAUAAACUUGAUCACUUGUUGUGUGAGAUGCCAGUCAUGAUAAAGACCGCCUGCGGUGAAAAGGAAGCUAAUGAACUCACACUCUCGGUGGUAUGCAUUUUUAUGUUAGCUGUUCCUCUGUGCUUAAUUCUUGCUUCCUAUGCAAGUAUUGGACAUGCUGUACUUAAGAUCAAAUCUUCUGAAGGAAGGAAAAAGGCCUUUGGGACAUGUUCCUCUCAUCUCAUUGUAGUUUUCUUAUUUUAUGGCCCAGCUAUUAGCAUGUACCUUCAGCCCCCCUCCUCCAUCUCUAGGGACCAGCCCAAGUUCAUGGCUCUGUUCUGUGGAGUGGUGACUCCUACACUCAACCCCUUCAUCUACACCCUGAGGAAUAAGGAUGUGAAAGGGGCAUUAGGUAAGCUAGUGAGGAGCAUUUUUCUGUUCAAAGUAGUUACCAAAUUCAUUAUGUUGCUACAACAAUUAGAGUAG